Molecule: messenger RNA, 951 nt
Organism: Nymphalis io (European peacock)
Lineage: Eukaryota; Metazoa; Arthropoda; Insecta; Lepidoptera; Nymphalidae
Exons: 2
Coding region: 36-866 (276 amino acids)
Source: RefSeq, a predicted model, not a curated record
ACCAAUUACCGAUUACAUGGCCGACAUGUCGCAUAAUGUCAUUUCAUUGUGUUUUAAUAAUAUGUUUAUACACUAGCAUUGUUUAUACGAAAGAGUUAUUCGAAUUGCAAGUAGAUGAUCUCAUGGAUUCAAUACUUAAUAACGUAUAUAUGGGAAAGUUUCAACAAAGCACACCCACUUACAAGAGUACUACAAAAAAUCCAAAAUUUCAUUCAACUACAAAAACAUUGACAACAACUAAAGCUUAUAGUGUUACAAAAUAUUCUGGACUUAAAAGGUAUGCUGAAAACAUGACAAUGGAGCAAUUCAAUUUACGAAAACGUCAAAUUGAUAUAAACACUUUAUUGGAAUCAAAUUUUAGUCCAGUUCCAAUGUUUGAUACCAUUGACGACGAAAUAACAGUACAGACGAGAAGAUUCAACAAAGUUCAUGAGUCAGCAAAGGAACAAAAUAUUCUAAGACAAGUAUAUUUCGAUUAUGAAAAUGGAACAUUCAUUUAUGGAGAAAAAAAUAGAACAGUGUCACUUAUGGCACAAUUUGUGUACGAAACCCAUUAUCGCUUACCUUACGCUCAAAUACUUAGGAAAAAGUACAUAACAAAUAUUAGAUAUAGAAUAGGGUACUGCUUUGCAUUGUUGAGGUCGCUGAAGCAGCAACAGAUGGUUAUAUACUCGACAAUGAGGAAAUAUCAGAAAAAAAUGUGGGUAGUGUACACCCACCUUAAGUGGUAUGAAAAGAUUGUAAAGUUGAAUGUGGAUAUAAAAGAUUUGAUCAAGUAUAUUUACCACUUAAAUAAGAUACGGGAAAGCGAAAUAUCGACCACUUCGUCGUCUACAACAGUUACGCCUCCAGAUUACCCUGAAUAAUAUAUUGUUAAUAUAAAUAUUUUUUAAGUUUUGCUAUAUAAAACGUCAUAUUAUCAAAUAAUAAUAUUAAUUAAAAUUAGCUUGU